Molecule: messenger RNA, 5449 nt
Organism: Plodia interpunctella (Indianmeal moth)
Lineage: Eukaryota; Metazoa; Arthropoda; Insecta; Lepidoptera; Pyralidae
Gene: Klp67A
Product: Kinesin-like protein at 67A
Exons: 8
Coding region: 209-2827 (872 amino acids)
Biological process (GO): microtubule-based movement
Molecular function (GO): ATP binding; microtubule motor activity; microtubule binding
Source: RefSeq, a predicted model, not a curated record
CUGACGGUUGGCUUUGACUAGUUGAUGACGAGUAAGCAGAGCACGAAUUUAAAAACUGUUUACAAUUGUGAUAACUGUUUUUAAUUAAUUAACAAGUCUUGUGACCAAUGUAAUUGAAUCCGUUAAAGUGUAACGUAAAGUUCAGUCAAAUAAAGUUGAGAACGAUACUUCUGCUAGAUGAGAGAAGUUUUGUUGUGCGUCUGUGAAAAUGGUUAAAAUGGAAAAAAGGCCCGGUUUGGCCAGUGCUUUAGUACCAUCAAAGUGUGGAUCUACCCAGAACAUGGCUUCAAACAUUAAAGUCGUGGUGAGAGUGCGUCCUUUGAACGAAAGGGAGUUGGAGCAAAACAGUCGGAUUGUGGUGGACGUAGUGGACGAUAGGAUGCUGGUUUUCGAUCCCAAAGAGGAGAUUAGGCCGUUUUUCUAUCAAGGAGUUCAACAGCCAAAUAAAAACUUCCUGAAACGGGCUAAUAAAGAGUUGAAAUUUGUGUUUGAUAAUGUGUGUGGACAAAAUUGUUCAAAUAAGGAUGUUUUUGAAACAACGACGAAAGACAUGCUGGCUGCAUUGAUGGAGGGCUACAACUGUUCUGUGUUUGUGUAUGGGGCGACGGGCGCCGGGAAGACCUUCACUAUGAUCGGGAGUAAGGAGAACCCAGGAAUAACUUACUUGACCAUGGAACAUCUGUUUUACACAAUAAACUCUUAUGAGAAGGAGAGGGAGUUUGAUAUUGGUGUUUCUUACAUUGAAGUGUACAAUGAGAAUGUAUAUGAUCUGCUAAAGCCGUCGUCCACCCCACUGCAACUCCGCGAAGAUGCCAAGUAUGGAGUGAUGGUGGCCGGCCUCACCUUGAACAAUAUCAAGACGGCCCGGGAGCUCCUUAACAUGCUGGAGAAUGGGAAUAAGAAUAGAACCCAACAUCCAACUGAUGCUAAUGCUGAGAGCUCCAGGAGUCAUGCUGUGUUUCAAGUGUACGUGAAGAUGAGGUACAAGACGAGCAGCCAGCUGCGGCUGGUGAAGCUGUCGAUGAUCGACCUGGCCGGCAGCGAGCGCGCGUCCGCCACGGGCUGCGUGGGCGAGCGCUUCAAGGAGGGCGCCAACAUCAACCGCAGUCUGCUCUCGCUCGGGAACUGCAUCAACAAGUUGGCCGAUGCCAGUGCUUACAUUCCUUAUAGAGAUUCAAAACUGACUCGCCUUCUCAAAGAUAGUCUCGGUGGGAACUGCAAAACUGUCAUGAUAGCCAACGUGUCCCCGGCUCACAUCAGCUACGAGGACACAUACAAUACCCUCAAAUACGCAGCGAGGGCGAACAAAAUCCAACUGAGCAUUAAGAAAAACAUUGUCGAUGGAGACAUGCGGUUGUCUCAGUAUGUCAAGAUAAAUGAGGAGUUAAAGAAGAAGGUGAAAGAGUUGGAGGCGAAGCUGUCGUUGUCCAGUGUGAAGGUUGUCGCUAAGGAACCUGAUUUGGUUAAGGAGAAAGCAAUAAAAGAAUGGCGCCGUCGCAUAUCAGAAGAGUCGGCAAUACAUAGCAAGUUGGAAGAACAACUGCUUGGCCUGAUGUCGCGACAGAGAGUGUUGGCGCUGCGGCAGCGGCUGCGUACCCGCGCCUUCAUCCACGUGGCUGAUCUCGCGCACAGGUCCUCCUGCGAGGCCAUGGAACAGAUCAGCAACGAAGAAAUACCGCGGCAAGAGCGAGCGGCCGAAAGUUACAUGAAGCAAUCGGUCAGUUUAGAUUCCAAAGUCAUAAUCGCCUGGUCCAAGUGGGACGAGAGCCGCAAGAAACUUCACAUAAUUUGCGACCAAGCGCUUUCCGACUGCCCAGAAUUGACUGAUUUCGUACAAAAUAUCCAGCUAAGCAACGAACUGAGGUAUAUCAAAGCAAGAGACGAUUUAAGGCACAAAUUGCUUUUAAUAGAACAUGACGAAAUCGACGCAUUCACAGAGUACAUGAGCGACAUGCCGAGCAUGUUAAAGAAGUUGUACCUUACACUAAAAGGAUAUGAUAAAGUGACACCAGCAUUGAAAAGUGAAUACUUAGAUCUUAUGAAGAAAGCUAAACUCGCCAAAGGCAUAUCUUGGUCCGACAAAGACGUAGAAAGUGACGCGCAUUUCAAAUUCAUUUCAAAUCUAGACUUAGAAAAACCGACUACGAUUCUUGAUUUUACUAAUGCUAAAACAGACGACACUAACGCGACCAUAGACAUAGUGACGGACAGUGAUGAUUUGACAGACAUUGAGAACAAAGAACCAGUUAGAGUGUGCGCGAAACGGAAAGGCACUCCAAUAAAACUAGCUAAUAACGAGACGAUUGUUAUAAACGAUUCAUUCGAAUUGUUGGACACGGCGAGGAAUUUGAACUCCGCGAAGAAGGUUAAGCGGGAAUGCGGUAUAGUAUCUGGAGUUGAGAAUUUCAUUGACCCGAAAGAUUUGAACUCUACUUUUGUGUUGGGGGGUAAAGUGGAGAUGACCAAAAAACCAGCGAAAGUCGACGUAAAACAAGAGCCAAUCAAGAGAGGACUAACAGACAGGACAAAUACUAUGCAAAGGACUUUUAACUUCAACGAUCGAAAUGUGAAAGUGGUGAAGCCCGUGGUAGGCAAGGCAUUGCCGUUCCGCCGCCCCGCCCCGCCGCCCGCGCCGCCGCGCGCCCCCGUCGCCGGCUUCGGGUCCAGCCUGUCCAGGGAUGGUACGCCGCUGCAGAGGAAUGUGCAAGACUCUGCCCGUGGUAAGACGAACAAUGAAAAAUCAGUUGGUUAUAAAGCAGUGCGCGCGCGGGAGCGGUUCCAGAGCCAUCCGUAUUCGAGACCUGGCGGUUUACAUUCGAGGAAGUGAAGAUGAAGGCGAUAGUGAACAAGUACCAAUGAAGAGAAUUUGUGGGCGUAAUCACAGAACGUCGAAAAUCCGUUUAGUUCUAACGUAAACAAUCUUCAUAGUCCAUAUUGUUGAAAAUAAAUGUUAGACAGUAGUCAUUAAAUAGACAUUUCCUAAAAAGUCUAUUAAAUGAUAUUGCUGUAAAAUUAUAAAAAUACAUAGUAAAAUUAUUUACAUAAUAAGGCUUGUAAGCAAAAAUGUAAAUGUUUAUUUUGCCAAGUAAAGUUCGAUUUUUGUAUUUUAUCCGUCAUUGUCCAUUUACAUCAAAGAAAGAAAGAAAAAACAUUUCGUAUUAAUUGAUAAUAAUAAUUUUAAUAAUAUAUUGAAUCUUUUUUAUUCGUAUCAUGCUAGCUGGACGAAAUAUUUAAAAUUUGAUAGGAAAAUGUACCCAUAUUCUUCCAAUUUCGUCGUAAAAUUUUAUUUUUUUUACUAUAUCACAUGUAUUAACCGUAAAUAGAUAUAUUUCCUAUUUGAAAUACUAAAGCAAAGAAAUAACAAAACAAUUCUUUAGUAAAUAUUGAUAUUUGUUUUGAAAAUAGCAUUCUAUAUCACUUGUGCAAGUCACAUUUGGUAUUAAACGAAAGCUAAAUGUUUGUAUUGAGAAAAGAUGAAAGUGUUCAAUAUUUAUGAAUUCGAGUGGUUUUGGCGUCGUAAUCAAGUUAUUUGGAUGGAUUUUAUUUUAUAGCAUUAUUCGAAAAAAAUUGUUUAAAAUAUGACCACACGCAUUUAUUUAUCUAAAUAACAGUGAAAAUUACAUUAAAAUCGUGUGGUUUAAAAGACGAAAAGGACGCGGAGUGCGAGUUUGUAUUAUACUAUGUGUACCUUAGCAAGUCGAACGUCGUUUUGCGUUCACUUUCGAGUUAGUUAUAUGAGUUGACUGAUCCUGAAAAUAAAACUAAGCUUACUGCAAUAAGUUCUACUUCAAUAUAAACUACUUGUAAGCAGAUUAUAUAAAACUAACUAAUAUAUAAUUACAAUCAAACAAUGAUACAGCAUAUUAAAAUACCUCGUAAACUAAAUUAAUGACAACCCCGGUGCUUGUUUAAAGUUGUUUCGGUUUGAAGCGAGAUCACUUCGCACCAACUUGUUUUCAUACAACGUAUGUUUCAAAUUCCUAGUAUAUCCAAGUAUAACUAACUGAAACUAGCCGCAGUGUACACAGCUCACAUUCUAAAUAUGAUUUAAUGUAAUUUACAACUGGCUACGCGUCCAAUAGCACGAAAAACAAAUUUAACACGUUUGUGCUUAUUACUUUUUGUUUUAUAUACGUUAAUUUCGCUAAAGCCGAAACUAUUAAUGAAGGACUAGCUUUUCGCUUGUAUUUCCUAUCUGUAUAUGCUCACAGUUAUGCUUUUGAAUAAAAGUAACAUGUUGACCCGAAAAUAAAUUAUAUAUAUCGAACACCUUUAUUGGCUUUAUGUAUUAUGUUUUCCACUGCUUAUAAUCUGCGUGUGAGUGACGAUGUUUGUUAUUCAAUUCCGCAAAAUCUACUGAACUGAUUUCGAUGAAAAGAAAUUUCUGGAUGAAAACUAUCAAUGCAUUCAAAUAUAUGCUUAAAAAUGUGUGUUUUCUCGGAACAAAAUGUAUGCAUUCUAGGUACUCUACGUUAUAACAUUUGUUAUAACGUAGAUUACCUAAGUGUAGUAGAUUUUACGUGAUUGAGCAACUAACAUUCUUAUUUCGGUUUACGGUCACAUUCUCAGAUUGAAACAAUGGUAUUUAUAAUAUUUUAUGAGCGCCUAAAUGUUUUAUACUGGUCUAUUUUGUCCUGUCGAGAUUGCCGAAGGGUUGGCGAGCCAAAACACGAUUGCAUUUAUCUCGCAAAUGACAUUUCUACCCUCGAAAACAGAAAGUAAUAACAUUCACUUUAUUUGAUUGUUUAUUGAAUUUAUUAAUAUCUGUUUUAUCAAUCUUUUGUUAUCUCUUCUGGCGAAACUUGGACUUGUUGAUUGAAUAUUGCUCAAAGCGAUUUGGAUGAUAAUUUCAUAACCGCCGUUCUGCUUAUAAAUCUAAUAAUAAUUUAUAUUAUUUUGCGAAUAACAUUCGUUAUUUUAUAAUAUUUUAGAUGUAACUUAGUUUUGUUAAACAUUUAAGUGAAUUAAGUUUGUAGCUUUAAUAUUUGUAGCUAUUUUGUAUGGGAAAAUAUGUAUUUUGUAUUACUUUUGUAGUGGAUGUGAUGUUUUAAGGUUUUAUAGUCUAAUUUGUGAAUUUAACUUUAUGAUUUAAAAUUUAUGAAUACGAAGUGGGAUGAUUUUAAACUCUUGCCUCGACGUCGCGAAGUGUGCAAGUUGUUCCGUGUGUCUUCGCAAUUUUGAAGUUUGUCGCUGUGAUUGCGACUAGGUUUUUUAACAGUUAUUAUAUUUAUGCUAAAAUGUAUUUUCUCAGCCAUUUAUUUAUACGACUUCUAGGCUACCUUAUUAACAAGUUAUUGAUGUAUAAAUUGACUAGAUAUAAAACGAUAACAAUUUAAUAAUACCUAUGCUAAUGACUGAUCUAUUUUACGGGAGUUUGUCAAUGUUAUGUAAAUGUAUAUUCUAAUUGUAAUUGUGUGAGAGUUUGAUUAAACAAAUACUGUAUUAUAUA